Molecule: messenger RNA, 1520 nt
Organism: Suhomyces tanzawaensis NRRL Y-17324
Lineage: Eukaryota; Fungi; Ascomycota; Pichiomycetes; Serinales; Debaryomycetaceae
Gene: GLK1
Product: glucokinase
Exons: 1
Coding region: 25-1338 (437 amino acids)
Biological process (GO): glucose 6-phosphate metabolic process; intracellular glucose homeostasis; glycolytic process
Cellular component (GO): mitochondrion; cytosol
Molecular function (GO): glucokinase activity; fructokinase activity; mannokinase activity
Source: RefSeq, a predicted model, not a curated record
GCAACCAAUCAUUUCGUCGAGUCUAUGGAUGCGGGCUUAUCACACUCUGCUUCUGCAAGAGAGCAUAUGCCAAUGAUUCCUAGUUUUGUAACAGCGGUCCCUACAGGUAAGGAGAAGGGUUUGUUCUUAGCAGGUGAUUUAGGUGGUACCAACUUCAGAGUUUGCUCCACUAACUUGAAAGGCGAUCACACUUAUGAAUUGAAACAAUCAAAAUACAGAAUCCCACUUGAUUUGAUGAAAGAUUCCACUGCUGAUGAAUUAUUUGCAUACUUAGCCAGCAAAGUUAAAAACUUCUUCGAGGAACACCACAAUGAAUAUUCUGGAGAAUCCUUGAGUUUGGGAUUCACCUUCUCAUUCCCUGUUGAUCAAACUGCAUUGAACAGGGGGAAGUUGAUUCGUUGGACUAAGGGGUUUGAUUUACCAGAUUGUGUUGGCAAAGAUAUCGUUGAAUUAUUGCAGAAGCAUAUUGAUGCCCUUGGUGUCAAGGUUAAUGUAACCGCAUUGGCAAAUGAUACUGUUGGUACUUUGUUAUCGAGAGCAUACUCGAAUGAUCCUUCUAAAACCAAUUCUAAUACUGUAAUUGGUGCCAUUUAUGGUACUGGUACAAAUGGUGCCUAUUUUGAGACCUUAGAAAACAUCAAGAAGUUAAAGAAUAUUGAUGUGCCAAAGGGUGCCAAAGGUAUUGUCAUUAAUACUGAGUGGGGUUCUUUUGACAACACUCUUCAAGUUUUACCUUCGACCAAAUACGAUGAAAUCGUAGAUAAAGAAACAGCCAAUAUUGGUUACCAUUUGUUUGAAAAGAGAAUCAGUGGUAUGUUCUUGGGGGAGAUUUUGCGUGUUAUCUUAAUUGACUUGUUUGAUCGUGGUUUAUUAUUCCAAGAUUUAUAUAAAGCAAGAGGUGGAUCAUUACCGCACAGAUUAGCCGAGGCUUGGCAAUUGGAUUCAGAGGUGUUGUCCUACUUACAAAUAGAUGAUUCCACCGACUUGAAAAUGUCUGAAUUGAUUUUGGAGAAUCAUUUGAGAUUACCAACUACGAAGGAGGAAAGAUUGGCAAUUCAAAAGAUAACUCAGACCGUCUCAAACAGAGCUGCUUACAUUUCGGCUAUUCCUUUGGCUGCUAUAGUUUCCAGAGUGAAGGAGCAAUACAAAGAUGAUGAAAAGGAUUUCGAAGUAGGAUGUGAUGGAUCUGUUUUCGAAUUCUACCCAGGCUUCCAAGCCAAAAUCUUGGAAGCAAUCAAAUUAAUUGAUCCAUUGAAGGGUGAGAACAAGAAGAUACACUUGAGACUUGCAAAAGACGGUAGUGGUGUUGGUGCUGCAUUAUGUGCAAGUCUCGCUUGAACUACUUGACAACACUAUGCAAUUGUACAGAAUACUAAUUGUGUCCCCGAAGUUUCAACCUCAUAAGUACUAUUCUUGUAAUUAUUUAGGUUUAUACCCCCAAAAUUAUGCUUCCCUUCGUGCAGUCGGUAAAGAUCCAUUAUGGGAUGAUGUGUGUAGUAUUUAAGGUACACGUUCAAGGG